Auanema sp. JU1783 is the source of this 1104-nucleotide messenger RNA. Lineage: Eukaryota; Metazoa; Nematoda; Chromadorea; Rhabditida; Rhabditidae. The record is from the annotation of a GenBank genome assembly.
AUGUUGCAGCAAAUGGAAAACACUUUCUCAAACAAUCCUAAUUUCGAAGACAAAGAGCCAUUUAAGAACAGAAUGAACUCUAUGACCGAUGACUUAAUGAGUUGUCAUAAUAGACAAAAAAGAGAUAUAAAAUUUUCACCGAUUGUCCGACCAGAAAAUGAUGAUUGCAAAAAAAGUGUUUUCGGACGUCGAAUGGCUCUUUGUAAAAUGCGUGGUGAAAGUCCUUUGGCUUCAAAAUCGAGUACUACCGUUGUUGAAUGUACAGAGACAACUACAGUAUAUUCUAUGGUGAAAAACGAUGAAUUUGAAUCUUGUCAUUCUACUUGCGAGUAUACCAGUACAACAGUUGAAUGUGAUUCAGCAAAGUAUCAUUUCACUCCAAGACCACGAAAAGCCGUCAAUCCUUUUCAUAAUCAGCUCCUGGAUAGCAUUCAUUUAAAUACUUUGAGUCCAAGUUUAUUUGAACCUAUGCCAAGUCCCAAGGACAAAGAAAAUAUUUGGAGCAUUGAUGAACGUGCAAUUCUUUUGCCUGUAGACAUCACUGACGAGGAUAUUAAAAUGACCACAUAUUCCCCAGAUCCUGUUUUCGAAGCAAAACUCCAUGCUGGGCUCGAAAUUUAUUGGAAAAGUAACGCAGGCUAUGUGCCAUCCCCAGAAGGUCCUAGACCUAUUCCCGUUGAUAGUCCAACAGUCAUCGGUCCAUUCGAGAAUGCACAUCAUUCUUCUCCGAAUGGUAGACCACCUGUGGCCAGAAUGAGAACUAUAACGAAGCGAAAUAUUAAGUGCCAAACAGACUUCACUAUCCCUCCUUCGUUUUCUUUCGAUUUUCAAAAAAUCCUAGGAGCACAAUGUGUUUAUGGAGAGGGAGAAGAAGCUAAUGAGGAAGAAUUCAACGUUUCUACCAUGAACACUUCUCUUCCGAGAAAGCUCUUCUCAGAAGACGAUUCCUUCAUGUCUGAUAAUGAUGUCGAAGAAGAUGCGAUUGAUGAAAAUGAAUUCAAUUGUAAUAGAGAAGGUGAUUUAUGCGAUCUGGACGACGAAUCGGUGAUCAUGCACAAGGAUUUCUGCUUAGACUUGUCACCUAUAAAAAAAGAUGGGGAGUAA